ACUUGGUCCUUCGAGCCCGAUACCAACAUACCUGAAGAUACUGGUGGACACGGGUGAAAUCCAGAAAGACUGUGGCCACAGCAGGACUGAAGAGUCCUUCAGACCCUUUAACGGGACUGGGUUUCAUCCCGUCCCCUAGGAUUCUGAAGGUUGACGGUGAUCCGAGGGAUUAAGGCACAAAGAAGGACACCGGAGUCCUGUAAAUUCCGGUAGCGGCGGGAACCGUCACGGGAGAGCAUCAAACAGGAGCAGAUGACAGACAGCGGCGGUGCUUAUAUGAAAAAACCUGCAGCAACACAUGCUGCUGCAAACAUGGACACAUCCAGUGACAAGCUUUUCUGCUGCAGAUGGGUGCGCAACAAGGUUCCCACGGCCUACAGAGAAGAGCUCUACCACAUCCUGAGGAUGACAGGGCCUCUGCUGCUCUCCCGAAUUCUCCAUUACCUGCUUCCAUUUGUUGUUACAAUGUUCUGUGGGCGCCUGGGAAAUGAUGUGAUGGCAGGUUAUGGAUUAGCCUCUGCAGCUAUUAAUGUUACAACAGCAGCGACGGGAUGCGGUCUGGGUCUGGCAUGUGACACGCUGGUGUCCCAGACGUUUGGAGGUAAGAACCUGCUACGCGUGGGGGUGAUCCUGCAGCGGGGCAUCAUCAUCCUCAUGUUGUUCUGUCUGCCCUGCUGGGGGCUGCUCAUUAAUGCAGAGGCCAUCCUGUUAUGCAUGGGACAGGAAGCCGAAGUGGCUAGAAUUGCCCAGCUGUAUAUCACAGCUUUUAUUCCUGCAGUACCAGCUAUGUUUCUUUAUAAUCUUCAGGUGUCCUAUCUGCAGAACCAGGGAAUAAUCAUGCCACAAUUGUACACUGCUGCUUUGGCGAACAUCGUCAACCUGGGGACAAACUACGCCUUCCUUCACUGGAUGGAUUUGGGUGUUGCUGGUUCUGCAGCAGCCAACACUCUCUCCCAGAUUUACAUCUGCUGUUUUCUGUUCGCAUACAUUUGGUGGAAGAAGCUACACGUCAAAACAUGGGGAGGCUGGUCUGUUGAAUCGUUGCAGGAGUGGGGAUCCUACAUGAAACUGGCCAUCCCCAGCAUGCUAAUGGUUUGCUUUGAGUGGUGGGUGUAUGAGUUUGGGGGAUUCUUUGCAGGAAUGCUGAGUGAAGAUGAGCUGGCGGCCCAACAUGCAGUGAUAAUGAUUGCUUUCAUCACCUACAUGUUCCCACUAGGAAUCCAGGCUGCGGCGUGUGCCCGCGUGGGUAACGCCCUCGGUGCGGGGGACACUGCCAGGGCACUCCUCGCCUGCAGGUUGUCACUCAGUCUUGCAGUCACCUUUGGUCUUGUCGAGGGUGUUGUACUUGGCUGCACUAAAACAGUGAUUGGCUACAUUUUCACCUCUGAUGAGAAAAUUGCAGGAAUCGUGUCGAACCUGAUGAACGCGUACUGCUUUCUCCAGCUCUUUGAUGGCCUUGUGUGUGUGUGCACAGGCAUCUUCUUGGGCACAGGCAGACAGAGGAUACCAGCUGUAGCCAAUUUUGUUGCAUACUACUGCAUCGGGCUUACACUGAGUGUGGUUUUAAUGUUUGUUGCAGAGCUGAGAGUUCUGGGCUUUUGGCUUGGACUGCUCAUUUGUGUUGUCCUGCAUUCUACCUUCUACAUUAUCGUAAUCUUCAGGCUGAACUGGAAGAAAAUGACAGAGGAGGCUGUGAAACGGGCCAAGAAAAAGACCCACAUGACACUUUUAGGUACAGAUGUCCUGUUACAAAACACGAAUAGCACAAAUAAUUUCCCAGCGUCAUACAAUGGAAAUUCAGCGGAUGGCUACAUGCCUGUGAAGACUCAGCAAUAUGGGGACAACAGUGAGGUACAGGUUGGACAAGAAGUGCAACAGCAGAAGAGUGGACGUCUCUCCUCCACCCAGCUAAUCAUCAGGCGAGGCCUCAUCGUGUUUGCAGCAGUUGGCUUUCUGGCUGUGGGAGCAGCCGUGCACUUCUUUGUCCCCUUGCCGGAGACCCAGUCUACAAAAAACAACUCCACAUUAGACUGGAUCAAUACAACUUACGCUCCUCAUUCAGGUUUCUCCUUUGUGGAAUGAAAAAGAAAACAUAAUCGAGAAAGAUGUGGCAUCCUGACUUUUUGUCAGGCUUGAGUCUUUAUGGGCCCGUGAGCUAAAAUACAAAACUCUUGCAAAUCUUUGCAAAAAAUGAGGCAAAUGAAUGUUGUGCCAUAAACAAACUGUCUGAUUUAGAAAUUAACAUGUAACUUUUUUUCACGUGGAUUUGCAUCAACCAUUUAUUUCCAUGCACACUCUGUCGUGUUCAGAGAUUUUAGAGGGUUUGGGUUUGUCAGACCAGUCAUCUAACAAGAGGUGGAGUUCAGCUUCAAUGAUCAGUAAUGCAAUGUGAGAGUGCACCAUGCUCAGGAUUAUGGGACUCCUCAAGAAACUAUAAUGAAACUACCAAAUCCUAACAGGGCCUAACAGCAAGAAAAUAUAUCUCCUUCUAGUCUGUCUAGUCAAAUUUGUAAAAAAAAAAAAAAAAAAAAUGUAAAUACUUGUUGUUUUAGAACCAAUAAAAGCUAUA
This is a messenger RNA of Fundulus heteroclitus (mummichog), 2569 nucleotides long. Its product is annotated as multidrug and toxin extrusion protein 1. Bases 253 to 2082 code for a protein of 609 amino acids. Gene Ontology annotation, biological process: xenobiotic detoxification by transmembrane export across the plasma membrane. Lineage: Eukaryota; Metazoa; Chordata; Actinopteri; Cyprinodontiformes; Fundulidae. The transcript is spliced from 18 exons. Gene Ontology annotation, molecular function: antiporter activity; xenobiotic transmembrane transporter activity. Gene Ontology annotation, cellular component: membrane. The record is from RefSeq and is a predicted model, not a curated record.